GGUUGGGCCAUUAUAAAGAGUCGGAAUAGGGGUGGCAACGUUGAAAGCGGCGUUGCGUAAAGUUAUGAACUACUAUCUAGACCGGCAGAGACAGCAGAGGAGUAGGAUUGUGUUUUUGCCAUAGACUAUACCGCUGAGAGAGGAACUGAUAAACGCUGAGCUGAUUUAUUGUUUAUAAGGGAAAAAGGACCCAGACUGCUAAUGGCCCCGCGAGGGGAGACCACUGGAUAUGCCCCCAUGGCCAAACUUACCUUCGGCUUCUUCUCCUUCUUGUUGGUGGUCUCCACUACCAAUGGGCUGCCGUUACCCCCCGAGAUGUAUUACCAGGCUGGAAAUAUCCGAUGUCUGCGAUGCCCUGCAGGGACGUAUGUGGGAGUGCCAUGCACAACGCAGGACACUGUGGGGAAAUGCUUUCCCUGCCACACAGGUUCUUCAUUUAGUGAAGGUUUCACUGGCCUGGACCACUGUCUCAACUGUUUGAGUUGUCGUGAUGAUCAGGAGGAGGUGAGACCCUGCACAGCCACUCAGAAUGCUGAAUGCCGUUGCAAGAAAGGGACGUACUGCCCCUUGGAUCACCCGUGCGAAGUGUGUCUCACGUGUACCGAAAGCUGCCCCCCAGGCCAGGAACUCCAGUUCCCGUGCAACUCCACUUCGGAUAGUCACUGCGGACCUGCUCAAAGUGGAUCGUGGAUAAUCAUGGUGUGUGUCCCAAUUCUACUCAUUCUACUGCUUCUGAUUGGAUUAUGUCUGUGUAAACAUCUAAAGUGGUGUAAAGAUAGGCGCUCUCGAGUUCAGAUGUCCAUUUCUUUAUGUGUCUCCAAGAUGACUGAAAACCCAGACACAGAAGGAAUUCCCCUUAUAUAUCCGUGUUUGGUCUUCUCGGCAGAAACAAAGAAAGAAGAUCAAGAAGCAAUAUUCCGCCGAUCUUGGGACCACUUUGUUGAAGAGGUGCCGAUGCCAAAAUGGGACCAAUUCAUGCGAAUGUUGUGCCUCUCUCCCAACUCGGUGAAUGAAGCCAAGGAAAACAACAGAGACAACUCCAGAGAGCAGAAGAUUGCCAUGCUCGAUGCCUGGUACCAGCAGAAAUCCGGAAAUGUCAAUGAGCUGCUGUCUUAUCUGCACUCCAUUCGAUUGCACACCCCAGCCACAAUCAUCGUCCAAAAACUUUUACAGGAAGGAUACUAUGUAGACACAAAUUAAGAGACUAUUUAUGCACGUAAUAUAUUUAAUUUUGUAAUAAAAUUGAAAACCAGUACCCAAAAAAAA
Molecule: messenger RNA, 1266 nt
Organism: Xenopus laevis (African clawed frog)
Lineage: Eukaryota; Metazoa; Chordata; Amphibia; Anura; Pipidae
Product: tumor necrosis factor receptor superfamily member 26
Exons: 9
Coding region: 202-1200 (332 amino acids)
Source: RefSeq, a predicted model, not a curated record